Toxotes jaculatrix (banded archerfish) is the source of this 1397-nucleotide messenger RNA. Its product is annotated as olfactory receptor 52E8-like. NCBI's taxonomy places the organism in Eukaryota, Metazoa, Chordata, Actinopteri, Toxotidae. The record is from RefSeq and is a predicted model, not a curated record. The transcript has 2 exons. Gene Ontology annotation, molecular function: G protein-coupled receptor activity; olfactory receptor activity. Gene Ontology annotation, cellular component: membrane. Bases 49 to 999 code for a protein of 316 amino acids. Gene Ontology annotation, biological process: G protein-coupled receptor signaling pathway.
GUCACCCAUCAUAGAGUAGACGACUGGACCCGAACCUAAAACCACAAUAUGGAGAAAAACAGUAACAGUGAUAGGCUGAGGAUGGACAACUUCACCUCCCACACACAUUUCAUUCUCAACAGCUUCAGUGAACUCGGUGGGCUGAGGCCCGUCCUGUUCAUCCUGUUCACCAUCAUGUUCAUUGUGUCGCUGUCGGCCAACUCCCUGCUCCUUUACGUGGUCAUUUCACAGAGAAGCCUCCACUCUCCGAUGUACAUCCUCAUCGCCAGCAUGGCGUGCGUGGACCUGAGCCUCCCACUGUCCUUCGUCCCCAACAUGCUGCUGAGCUUCUUGUUUGACUGGAGGGAAGUCUCUCUGAGUGGCUGUCUGAUUCAGAUGCACUUCAUCCACUUUGUUGGAACUUUUCUUUCCACAUUUCUCUUAUGGAUGGCACUGGACCGCUACUUUGCCAUCUGUAAACCACUUUACUACCAUGAAUGCAUGGCUUUACCAAGAUUUCUGAAGUUUGUGAUUCCACUUGUGGUCAGAAACUUCCUCAUGGUCACAGCGUUUGUGAGUCUAGCAGGAACACUGUCAUUCUGCGCUUCAGAUGUGAUAAACCACUGUUUCUGUGAGCACAUGGCCUUGGUGGAGCUGGCCUGUGGAAGCACUGCAAUCAAUAACAUAGUGGGGCUGUUGUCUAUGUUCCUCAUCCCUGUAGCUGACUUCUUGUUCGUUACUGCCUCUUAUGUGGUGAUAUUCUGGUCCGUGCUGAAAUCUGGCAAAUCGAGUGUCAAAGCACUUGAUACUUGCAUCACCCACAUUGUGGUCAUCAGCCUCAACCUGAUUGCAGCACUCAUUGCUUUCCUUUCAUAUCGGAUCAGAAACAAUCUUCCUCUCUCCAUUCGGGUUUUUUUCAGCACCAUGUACCUGCUGUUUCCGAGCUGUUUGAACCCGAUCAUCUAUGGCAUCAGAACCACGGAGAUACGAAAGCACGUCCUGAAGACACUGACCUGCUGAAGCUUUGUCCAGACUGUGCCCCACUCUUAUGAAACCAAACAACAACCAAAUGUAAUGAAAAAAUAUCUGUAUUAUAAAGAAUCCCAUUUCCCUGAGCAAAACAAAAAACAGAUUGUAAGUUAGGAAGAGCAAAAAUGAAAAUGCUCAUGGUACGUAAUAAUUACACUUUACCGAUUCAGAAUGAUGAGAUAGGAGCUCGAUAUGCUCCUUUUCAGGUGUUGCCCUGUCAGUUGCGGUGCUUUGAGCACUUGAUGUGGAUGCCUCUCUGAAGGUUUCUGGGCUCACACCACCAUAAGGAGAAUCUGGGCAGAUCUAUCUCAUCCUUUUGACUCACAAAGUCAUCAUUUUGACAUGGAAAGUGAAAAUAACUUCUGACAAAUUUUGACUGGAUCUUAAAA